This is a messenger RNA of Doryrhamphus excisus (bluestripe pipefish), 1213 nucleotides long. It is a transcript of the gene alx3, whose product is annotated as ALX homeobox 3. Gene Ontology annotation, biological process: regulation of transcription by RNA polymerase II. The record is from RefSeq and is a predicted model, not a curated record. Gene Ontology annotation, molecular function: RNA polymerase II transcription regulatory region sequence-specific DNA binding; DNA-binding transcription factor activity, RNA polymerase II-specific. Lineage: Eukaryota; Metazoa; Chordata; Actinopteri; Syngnathiformes; Syngnathidae.
AUGGAGACGGAGACGUGUUUGUCUUUUUCCUCGCAUGGCGGCGGGAGGACGCCGCCGACCCCCCCGCCGCCUCUGGAGCACAGAGGCUCCUUCUUGCCGUGCGAUGAGUCUCACAAAGACGCGCACGUCGCUCCUCUUCCUCGCCGCCUCGGCGGGCGCUCGGACGCGUACGCCGCGGGGAGCUUCGGGGAGGUGGACUUUACGCACGACGCGGACCCGCCGAACUGUCCGGUCAAACAGAGCAAAUUCUUGGAGGGUUUGAACCGGGACCACAAGCCCGACUUUAUGACCGGGAAGGCGCCCUUCUACCAGGUCACAUCAGAAGUCAGAGAUAAAGGAGCUCUAAAAAGCCCGGGCUACUCUCGCAUGGGCCCCGACUGCUGUGGGAAGUUGAAGGAAACUUCGGCAGGCAGAGGCUUGCAGGGUGACUCCAUCGCCGACUCCAUCGACCUCUCGGGCAAAAACAAAAAGCGGCGCAAUCGCACCACGUUCAGCACAUUCCAGCUUGAGGAGCUGGAGAAAGUCUUCCAGAAGACGCAUUAUCCUGACGUGUACGCUCGCGAGCAACUGGCCUUGAGGACCGAGCUAACCGAGGCCCGAGUUCAGGUUUGGUUUCAGAAUCGUAGAGCCAAGUGGCGGAAAAGGGAACGCUAUGGGAAGAUCCAGGAGGUCCGCAACCAUUUCACUCCAGCAUAUGACAUCUCUCUCCUUCCUCGCCAUGACACCUACCAGAUGCAGGGCAAUCUGUGGAAGGGGGCAUCAGGAGGAGGUGGCAGCGUGGGUGCCGGUUGUGUCAUCGGACCCGAAUCGCUGUCCCCGUCCUGCAUGGGUCCAUACCCUCACCCUCACAGCAAUCUGCAGGGCUUCAUGGGCAUUCCCACAUCCCCCAGCCAUCACCCCCACCCACCGCACCGUCACGGCAUCAACAGCCUUUACUCUCUCCACGGCUUCCCCGCAGCCCUUGGGUCUCCAUCCAUCGAGGGUCCAGAGACCGAUUACAAGCCCACAGGCCUAAUGGCGCUGCGUAUGAAAGCCAAAGAUCCCGGCAGCAUUCUCUCCUGGCAUACAUGACAACAUUGCCGUCUCCCCUGCAGACACUGACUGAGCCAAAGCAUAUUCGUACUUCCUCUUAACAUUUCUGUUAGCCAACCUGGAGACUUUUCAAAGCUAUGAAGAUUUGGCAAUUGGAAAUGCAUGAAGCCAAAGUGCAAUG